AUGCACUCCGAAUCGGGGCCUUAUCUCUUCCACUGUUCUUGCCUAUGCCUUCUGAUCGGCCUCGCCUGCGGCAAAGGGCCCGUUUCUUUGUCAGGCGGCCCCUGUGAGUUUUUCUUUAUCGCCUCGGGCCCCAAGAAUUUAGCAUAUUUUUAUUCCACUAUUCCUUGGUUGAUGCUGCGACUUAAUUGUCUAUUGUUGGGCGCAAUGCUGGACUGA
Molecule: messenger RNA, 216 nt
Organism: Protopolystoma xenopodis
Lineage: Eukaryota; Metazoa; Platyhelminthes; Monogenea; Polystomatidea; Polystomatidae
Source: the annotation of a GenBank genome assembly